AUGACUACAUUUCCUCGUACAGAUGUUCAAAAUCUGACUGCUGCUACAACGAUCAUAUCCAAAGCCCAGGCAAAAGGAGCUAUAAUUCGGAUAGCGGACACCAGAGCCAAAGAAAGAUGGCUGAAAAUCCUUACCAACGCCCUUCGCGAAGCUGAGAUUCUACAAUCAACUACCAGUGCCCUAGUCGACUUGCCACAAGGGUAUCAAUUGAUCCAAAUACAACGACGAAAAAACAAAACAACAAGCCACGGAGAGUGGUACUCAGCUUUGAUAGGCUCCCCUUAUGCUUCUGGGAUAUCUGGAUUUCGAAGUCCAUCCGAAUUUGUACCGCAUGCAAUCUGGCUAUUCCUCAGUCCAUAUCUGGAUCACUCAGUGUGCACACAUCUGUCCAGGCAGCGCCGAGCUCGAGCUCAAAAACUUCCAGUAUCUUCACCUUCCAAUUCCAGCUCCACCUUGUGUAUUUCAGUGGCAGACCACCCACCCGAUCAGGUUUCUAGAUCCUCAAAUGCAAUUCAUGCAUACUUCAAAAAAGGUGACAUUGUCUGGGUUGCCUUGAACCCUAAAAUCAUAGAAUCAUCCACUGUCAACAUUCAAGUAUGGCCUGCUCUCAUUUUUGAGAUCUGUGCCUCUACUGUGGUGGAGGGAAUGGCAAGAUUCAAAAUCAAACCUCUUGGGCCUGGUUUACAAUCUCAGGCUUGCUUUGUACAAGAGAACCACAUUCUUCCAUUCAAGGCAUACAUGCCGUCUAUGGACUUGAUUGACACUCUCAAAUCUGCUCUUGAAUUACACCAGCUCCCCCCAACCUCAUAUGAACCACUAAUAGUCAAUUUUGAGAAAAAUGAUCUUGUUUUCUCUCAAAAUCCAUCCUUUGUGAUAGCUGCUCUUCCAUAUAUAGGAGCACUACUUACAGUAUUUGAAAGAGCAGCCUCUUACGAGGUUCUCAAGCAACCUUCACUAUUUUUCCCGGCUCGGCCUGAGAAUGUAAAUGAUUCUGCACUUGGAAAAAUUUCUUUCACAUCACAACAAAAUUUGGAAUGUUCCAAUUUCAUGGAGCUUCUGCGAUGGGGAGCUGAGUACAUUCAGAUUGGAGAUCUUGUACGUUUAGGAAGUGCGAGGAAAGAUUUGGUGACUUCCCACCACUUUGUCUAUCCUCCUUCUGGACCUGGCGAAUAUUUUUCAAGAAUGUUUCCACACUCUUCUGAACUCACCGGCGCAUCUUCCAGAGGCCUUUUUCUGAAAAUUAUGGCUUGGAGAUUUAUUCACUAUCCUCAACCAAAUACACCGAGCGCUGUAGGGGUUCUUUAUGAAGUCGCCGACAAAGACGCUGCUGUAAUUCAUGGACAAGAGCUGGAAGGAAUGCCAAAGGCAUAUCAUGGGUACAAAUUUUGCCCCAUAAUGAAACCAGGCUACCUUGCUGUUGUACCUUUGGAUGACAUUAGGGGACGAUACUAUCCUGCUUCACAAAUGAUCUCAACUUUCUACGGGCUCGAUCGAGCAUACAUCGGAUCAGCUACUUCCAUCCAGCUUCAUCUACAGAGUCUGGCAGGCUUAUGGCCAGAUGAUUCUGAAGACUUCGAGAUUCGAAAACAUCAUCACUGCUCGGAAGGUCCAGGAGCAUCAAACUUGACGGACAAGAAGCAACUGAUGAGUUUUCUCAACAAACUCUCCGAAAUGAUACGACGAAGAGACAGCAAUUUCGAAAAAUACUGUCCUCAUGUCAUGAUUAAGAUGGAAGAAUUUGCUCGACUAGGUGUAGCUCCGAGAUUUGCUACAUACGGUCUAGGCAAUCUAAACAAUGGGCGUCAACUAUAG
Molecule: messenger RNA, 1812 nt
Organism: Lentinula edodes (shiitake mushroom)
Lineage: Eukaryota; Fungi; Basidiomycota; Agaricomycetes; Agaricales; Omphalotaceae
Exons: 4
Coding region: 1-1812 (603 amino acids)
Biological process (GO): silent mating-type cassette heterochromatin formation
Cellular component (GO): SHREC complex; rDNA heterochromatin
Source: RefSeq, a predicted model, not a curated record